AUGGGCUCGAUAGAAAACACCAUCUUCCGCGACGCCGUCAUCGUCGGCGCCGGCUUCAGCGGCACCUAUGGCCUCCACAAACUGCGCAAAGCCGGCCUCACCGUCCAGGUCUUCGAAGCCGCCAGCGACCUCGGCGGCGUGUGGUACUGGAAUCGCUAUCCCGGCGCGCGCGUCGACUCGGAAUGGCCCUUCUACCAGCUCACCAUCCCCGAGGUCUAUCAGGACUUCUACUUCUCCGAGCGCUUCCCCGGCCACGCCGAGAUCCGCCGCUACUUCGCCCACGCCGACAAGAUGCUCGACCUGAAGAAGGACAUCGCCUUCAACGCCCGCGUCUCCUCGGCCACCUGGGACGACGCCGCCGCCCGCUGGACCGUCCGCACCGACGCCGGCCACGUCGCCGUCGCCAAGUACCUCUGUCUGUUCACGGGCCUGCUGCACCGCCCCUACACGCCCGACCUGCCGGGCCUCGCCGACUACCAGGGCGUCGUGCACCACUCCGCCGCGUGGCCCGCCGACCUCGACGUCUCCGGGAAGAAGGUCGCCGUCGUCGGCGCCGGCGCCACCAGCGUGCAGAUCGUCCAGGACCUGGCCAAGCACGCCGCCCACCUGGCCAUGUUCAUGCGCCGCCCCAGCUACUGCCUGCCCAUGCGGAACCGCCCGCUCUCCGCGGCCGAGCAGGACGCCCUGCGCCCCUACUACCCGACCCUCUUCGCCGCCAGCCGCGCCAGCACCUCCGGCUUCCCGGUCCGCCCCCUGGCCGACCUGUCCGCCGAGCAGCGCGACGCCGCCUGGGACCGCCUCUGGCGCGCCGGCGGCUUCCACUUCGCCGGCGGCCAGGCGCCCGACGUCUACGUCGACCGCGCCGCCAACCGCGCCGCCUACGACUUCUGGGCCCGCAAGGUCCGCGCCCGCAUCGCCGACCCCGUCAAGCGCGACCUGCUCGCCCCGCCCACCCCGCCCUACCCCAUGUUCACCAAGCGCUACCCCCUCGAGCAAGACUACUACGAGAGCCUGGACCGCCCCAACGCCGAGGUCGUCAGCCUCGCGCACACGCCGUUCGAGCGCUUCACCGCGCAUGGCGUCGUUACCGCCGACGGCACGUUCCGCGAGUUCGACUAUGUGGUGAUGGCCACGGGGUUUGAGAGUUUUACCGGGUCGAUCGCCCUGAUGGACAUCAUCGGCCAGGACGGCGCCAACCUGAAGCACGUCUGGAAGAACGGCGUGCGCACGUACCUCGGCAUGGUGGUGCGCGGCUUUCCCAACUGCUUCCAGGCGUACACCCCGCAGGGUACGGCCCCACCCCCACCGAACGGUGCCAUGACAUGGGCAGCCCCCACCGCGCUGUCCAACGGCCCGACCAUCAUCGAAUGCCAGGUCGACUGGAUCCUCGAGGCGAUCCUCAAGAUGGAGGUGCAGGGCGUCGCCGCGCUGCAGCCGACUACCGCCGCCGAGGACCGCUGGAUCGCCAUGAUCAACGAGGUCGCCGGCCAGACGUUCUACGCCGAGACGGACUCGUGGUGGACGGGCGCCAAUGUGCCGGGCAAGAAGCGCGAGAUGCUGACGUAUCUGGCGGGUAUUGCGCAGUACGAGAAGGAGUGUCGCGAGGCGUUGGAUGGGUGGGAGGGGUUGGAGGUUAGGAAGACGGUGCCUUGUAGUUAG
This is a messenger RNA of Aspergillus terreus NIH2624, 1659 nucleotides long. Its product is annotated as flavin-containing monooxygenase. The record is from RefSeq and is a predicted model, not a curated record. The transcript has 3 exons. Bases 1 to 1659 code for a protein of 552 amino acids. Gene Ontology annotation, molecular function: N,N-dimethylaniline monooxygenase activity; NADP binding; flavin adenine dinucleotide binding. Lineage: Eukaryota; Fungi; Ascomycota; Eurotiomycetes; Eurotiales; Aspergillaceae.